GUCUCGCCCUGCCAAAUUAUUUACCUACUGAAGCCCACCCCCUCCACCGCUCCUUGGGCUUUCGAUCGCUCCUUUAUAUCUUAUUUGCAUCCGAUCUCUUUGCGCGCAAGAUAUUCGAAAUGGCGAACAACAAGGAACUGGCUGAGGAGCCGCACAAGAGCUUCGAUACCAUCCUCGUCUUGGACUUUGGAUCGCAGUAUUCGCAUUUGAUUACCAGACGUCUCCGUGAGCUCAAUGUCUACUCUGAGAUGCUGCCAUGCACUCAAAAGCUUUCUGAGCUUUCUUGGAAGCCCAAGGGUAUUAUUCUUUCGGGCGGCCCCUACUCUGUCUACUGGGAUGAUGCGCCGCAUGUUGACCCUGAGGCUUUCGAAAUGGGAGUGCCAAUUCUGGGUAUCUGCUAUGGUCUUCAGGAAAUCGCUUGGCAUCACGGAAAGAACGUGCUCGCAGGCGAUAAGAGAGAAUAUGGACAUGCAACUCUGAACAUUCACGCUCACGAGGGCAAGUCAUCCCACAUCGACCAGCUGUUCCAGACGCUGGAAAAAGACAUGGAAGUGUGGAUGUCUCACGGAGAUAAACUUUCUCACCUUCCUCCGUCAUUUGUCACCAUUGCUACUACUCCUAAUGCACCAUUCGCUGGUAUUGCUCACGAAAACAAGCCCUACUACGGCAUCCAAUUUCACCCCGAGGUCACCCAUACGCGGGGAGGAACUAAAUUGUUGAAGAACUUCGCCGUUGGAGUGUGCAAAGCAAAGCAGGAUUGGAGCAUGGAGAAGUUUGUUGACAAGGAAAUUGCUAGAAUUCGGGCCAUGGUUGGCGAAAAGGGCCAGGUCAUUGGAGCCGUCAGUGGUGGUGUUGACUCAACUGUUGCGGCUAAGCUGAUGAACGAAGCCAUUGGCGACCGCUUUCAUGCUGUCCUUGUCGACAACGGUGUGCUCCGUCUGGAGGAGUCUCAGACGGUAAAGGAGACGUUGACCAAGCACUUGGGAAUCAACCUUACCGUGGUGGAUGCAAGCGAACGUUUUCUGGGAUUGUUGAAGGGAGUGAGCGACCCGGAAAAGAAGAGAAAGAUCAUUGGAAAUACUUUUAUUGAAGUUUUCCAGGAGACUGCAAAGAAGAUUGCGGAGGAUGCUCAUGGUUCGUCUCGCCAAGGAGAGAUUGAAUGGCUUCUUCAGGGUACUCUCUAUCCGGAUGUCAUUGAAAGUAUUUCCUUCAAGGGCCCCAGUGCCACUAUCAAGACUCACCACAAUGUCGGUGGCUUGCUUGAGGGCAUGCACCUUAAGCUCAUCGAGCCUCUUCGGGAACUCUUCAAGGAUGAGGUGCGCGCAUUAGGCACCAACCUGGGCAUCCCUGAGGACUUGGUAUGGCGCCAUCCUUUCCCGGGACCGGGACUUGCCAUCCGCAUUCUCGGCGAAGUCACCAAGGAGCAAUUGAGAAUAGCUCGUGAAGCGGACAAGAUUUUCAUCGAGGAGAUCAGAGCUGCUGGAUUGUACAACCAAAUCAGCCAGGCUUUUGCGGCCGUGUUGCCUGUCAAAGCUGUUGGUGUCAUGGGUGACAAACGUGUCCAUGCUCAAGUUGUUGCUCUCAGGGCCGUUGAGACUACGGAUUUCAUGACGGCAGACUGGUUUCCAUUCGACGGCCACUUUUUGAAGCGGGUUAGCCGAAGAAUCGUCAAUGAGGUUGAUGGUGUCUGCCGUGUCCUCUACGAUGUGACCAGCAAACCCCCGGGAACGAUUGAAAUGGAGUAAUUGAAUAAUGCAAAACUGUAGAUAGAACAUAUAUGGCGGGGGAGGGGCAGUU
Xylona heveae TC161 is the source of this 1797-nucleotide messenger RNA. RefSeq names its product GMP synthase subunit B. Gene Ontology annotation, cellular component: cytosol. Gene Ontology annotation, biological process: GMP biosynthetic process. Gene Ontology annotation, molecular function: ATP binding; GMP synthase (glutamine-hydrolyzing) activity; GMP synthase activity. The record is from RefSeq and is a predicted model, not a curated record. Bases 120 to 1745 code for a protein of 541 amino acids. Lineage: Eukaryota; Fungi; Ascomycota; Xylonomycetes; Xylonales; Xylonaceae. The transcript is spliced from 3 exons.